Messenger RNA from Helicoverpa armigera (cotton bollworm), 1322 nucleotides. RefSeq lists its product as uncharacterized. The coding region runs from base 1 to 1236 and encodes 411 amino acids. The record is from RefSeq and is a predicted model, not a curated record. NCBI's taxonomy places the organism in Eukaryota, Metazoa, Arthropoda, Insecta, Lepidoptera, Noctuidae. The transcript has 2 exons.
AUGUUUAGAGAGUUUGCUAUACUUCUGUGUGCUGGGAUAUUUUUAUGCGGAAGUGCAUCAGAUUCCAAGGACCAGAAUGCUGCUACGUAUUAUCCGGAUGCAGAUGCAUACGCGGCGCCCGGCGAUCACCUGGCUCUGCCCUCCGACGCUUCAUAUCAGCAAGUAGCGACACCUACAUCUGCAUACUUGCCAACACAACGCCAGAACUACGCGUAUGACGUCAAACCUGCAGUCGUACAAGCCUACAGGAUACCUAUUCAAAAUCAGCAAGCUGCCUCUUCUUCGGCUCCAGUAGCUUCUCAAUCUUCGUCUCAACAGUACAAGAAUACAUACAUACCUGCUGCUCAACCCGUAAACCAGUACUACACAGUUUCUGUUCCUGCGAAAACUGUAGCUAUAGGAUCAUCUGGCACUUACAAUGCUCAAAGCUCAAAUAUUUACGCCAGCCAAAGUCAAAAUGCCAAUCCUGUGGUAUAUACGAAUAACGUUGCGGCACCAAGGCCGUUCACUCCUGCUCCCAUCGUUGCCUCAAAGACAGUUGUGGAGUCCAACAGAGCAUUAAAUGUUCAACCCUCUUCUGGUUAUGUUAACCAGAAUGCUGUACCUGCAUACUCCAUUAAUUCUGCUCCCGAACAACAAUACUACUUGGUGCCGCUUCCAGCGAAUACUGCACCAGUGCAACCUCAAGGAGUUCAAGCCCAAUCUCCGGCUGUGGCCACAUACCAAGUGAAUCACGUUCAAGCUGUUAAUCAAGCUCCACAAAACGUUCCAGUACCGAAAUUUACGUACAAUUAUGCUAAUCCUUUGGUAAAAUCUAUUCCUGUACCCUCCAUACCCGUUGCAUCUAAGAGCGUUGCAGUAGAGUCAUAUAACUCAGUGACUGCUCAUCCUCCAACUGCUCCUAGAUAUGAAUCAGUUCCACUUAUAAGGUAUGCACCAGUCCAAGUACCUGUAUCAAAGCCAAUACCUGUUCCAGUUAUUUAUCCCUCUGUGGAAACUCAUCACGCUUCUGUGCAACAAAUCCCAGUUCCUACGGCUACUACUUAUAGCCAACAACAAGUAAACAGUGACCCUGCUCAGGUAUCUUCUAGUGGUGCUGGCGUGAAAUAUCACUCAGUAGCUGUUGUUCCGAAUGUUGCCCAACCGAAGGGCUAUGCCAAAUCUGUAGUCUUCUCUCCCGCUUCAGAAGUUUCUCGAGUCACUUUCAACGGGUUGGGAGUCACUUACGGAUGGUGAUGUAAAUGUAUUCAAAACCAUUAGAAUAGUCAUAUUUAUUGUUACAUUUUGUUUUGUAAAUAAAUGCAUUUGCUAAAUUAUACAAA